Molecule: messenger RNA, 231 nt
Organism: Colletotrichum siamense
Lineage: Eukaryota; Fungi; Ascomycota; Sordariomycetes; Glomerellales; Glomerellaceae
Exons: 3
Coding region: 1-231 (76 amino acids)
Source: RefSeq, a predicted model, not a curated record
AUGUUCACUCGCGGGUGUAUUCAUAUGGAUGUCAACAGGCUGCAUGGACGUUAUCGACACGUGGUAAAAACGGCCGACUUCUUGUGGGUUGUUACUUGUCAUCCCCGGAAUAUGCCUCAAAAGACACCUGACGAUUCGCGAUGUGCAACUAAGACAAGAAGAUCGACAACCUUCUUGAGUCUAGACCACAACCAAACCACUGGCAUUGUUGACUCCCGAACGGCGCCGUGA